This is a messenger RNA of Punica granatum (pomegranate), 585 nucleotides long. The record is from RefSeq and is a predicted model, not a curated record. NCBI's taxonomy places the organism in Eukaryota, Viridiplantae, Streptophyta, Magnoliopsida, Myrtales, Lythraceae.
AUGAAAAGAAUAGAAGAUGAUGAUGAUCGCCUAGUCACAUUCUCAAAGCGUAGGUCCGGCAUAUAUAAAAAGGCAAGUGAACUCGUUACUCUUUGUGGUGCAGAGGUUGGGGUUGUUAUCUUCUCACCAAGGGGGAAGCCCUUCUCAUUUGGGCACCCUUCUAUCCAAGCAGUCGCAAACCGAUUCUUAAAUCGGAAUAUCACUUCAGUCUCAGAUCACAAGAUUCAAACCAUGGUCGAUGCCCAUCAAAGAAUGAGGAUGGACCAAAACGUUGAGUACCUCAAUCAACUCGUGGAUCUGCUAGAUGCUGAGAAGAAUAGAGGGAAAACCCUGUCAAGGAUAGCUCGCGCGACGAGGGAAGGCCGGAGUCAUGCUCAUUGGGAGCUUGGGUGGUGGGAGCAGCCUCUUGAUGAGCUCUCACUACACGAGCUGAAGAAAGUGGCAUUGUCUAUGGAAGCAUUUUAUAGGGACCUCCGUAACUGCCUGAACCACCCAAUUGAUGUAGCUUCCCUUAGCCUUCCCAAUCCAAUGGCCGAUCUCACGGCCAUAGAUGAUCCGGCUAAUGUGAAGGAGGUUCAGGAUUAA